AUGGAAGGAGGAGGCCGAGAUGUGUUCCUAGGUCCGCCGCCGCAGCCGCCCUCUUGCCCGUUCCACGGAUCCGCUACCGCCACCCGCUCCGGUGGGGCGCUGAUGCUCAGCUUCUCCUCCUCCUCCAAUGGCGCAGCAGGGUUGGGUCUGUGCUCAGGUGCCAGCAAGAUGCAGAGUGUGUUGUCGAGGGUGAGGGGGCCUUUCACUCCCACGCAGUGGAUGGAGCUGGAGCACCAGGCCCUGAUCUACAAGCACUUCGCUGUCAAUGCCCCUGUGCCGUCAAGCUUGCUCCUCCCUAUCAAAAGAAGCCUCAAUCCAUGGAGUAGCCUUGGCUCCAGCUCAUUAGGAUGGGCACCAUUUCGUUCUGGCUCUGGUGAUGCAGAACCAGGUAGAUGCCGCCCUUUGACAGAUGGCAAAAAGUGGCGGUGCUCUAGAGAUGCUGUUGGGGACCAAAAAUACUGUGAGCGACACAUAAAACGUGGUUGCCACCGUUCAAGAAAGCAUGUGGAAGGCCGAAAGGUGACACCCACCAUUGCAGAUCCAACCAUGGUUGUUUCUGGUGGUUCAUUGUUGUACAGCCAUGCUGUGGCUUGGCAGCAGCAGGGCAAAAGCUUAGCUGCUAAUAUGACUGAUCCGUUCUCACUAGUGUCCAACAGGAAUUUGCUGGAUAAACAGAAUAUAGGCGACCAGUUCUCUGUAUCCACUUCCAUGGAUUCCUUUGACUUAUCAGCGUCACAUUCUUCCCCAAACCAUGACAAAGUAGCAUUUUCACCGGUGGAGAUACAACAUGAACAUGAUCAGCUGUAUCUUGUGCAUGGAGCAGGCAGUUCAGCAGAACACGUUAACAAGUCUCAGGAUGGUCAGCUACUGGUCUCCAGGGAAACAAUUGAUGAUGGACCUCUAGGCGAGGUUUUCAAAGGCAAGAGUUGCCAGUCAGCAUCUGCGGACAUCUUAACUGAUCAAUGGACUUCAACUUGUGAGUUGCAUUCUCCAACCGGAAUCCUACAAAUGUCUAGUAGCAACACAGUGCCAGUAGAGAACCACACAAGUAACAAUAGCUAUCUCAUGGCGAGGAUGGUGAAUUCUCAGACGGUCCCAACACUCCACUAA
This is a messenger RNA of Miscanthus lutarioriparius, 1110 nucleotides long. NCBI's taxonomy places the organism in Eukaryota, Viridiplantae, Streptophyta, Magnoliopsida, Poales, Poaceae. The record is from the annotation of a GenBank genome assembly.